Molecule: messenger RNA, 787 nt
Organism: Funneliformis mosseae
Lineage: Eukaryota; Fungi; Glomeromycota; Glomeromycetes; Glomerales; Glomeraceae
Source: the annotation of a GenBank genome assembly
AUGUCUGCUGAAGUUGUUAAUCCCCCAAAGCACCAUAAACGUACCUUCACUGGAUACGCGAAACAUAUCAUCAAGAAAGAACAAGCUAAAUGGUCAAAAGAAACUUUAGCUUUGUGGGAAAAGUAUGGCGUUGGAGAGUCCGAUGAUAAGGAAGCUAUUCAAAAAUCAUUUAUUCGACACGUAACUACAACGCUUGCUAGAUCAAUGUUCAAUAUCGACAAUUUUAGUGCAUAUCAAGCAACUGCUCAUACCGUUCGAGAUAGAUUAAUUCAAAGAUGGAAUGAUACACAACAGACCCAUACUGAAGUUGAUCCUAAACGUGUAUAUUACUUAUCUUUGGAAUUCUUGUUAGGAAGAUCUUUAGAUAAUGCUCUUCUCAAUUUAGGAUUAAAAGAAAGUUGUGGAGAGGGUGUCAAGGAAUUAGGUUUCAGGAUGGAAGAUAUCCUCGAUCAAGAAGUCGACGCUGCACUCGGUAAUGGUGGUCUAGGACGUCUUGCCGCUUGCUAUAUGGAUUCCCUAGCUACUUUGGAUUAUCCUGCUUGGGGUUAUGGUCUUAGAUACACUUACGGUAUCUUUCAACAAAGGUUAAAGGACGGCUAUCAAGUCGAAUUUCCGGAUUAUUGGCUUAACUUUGAUAAUCCAUGGGAAAUUCCUCGUCUCGAUAUUGUCAUUGAUGUUAAAUUCUGCGGUUCCGUAAGUCGUUAUACUGAUGAACAAGAACGCGUACGACACGUUUGGGAAGGUACUGAAAUCGUUCAAGCUAUUGCAUAUGAUGUACCCAUUCCAG